AUGGCUCGGGCGAGGGCCGGGGCGACGCGCGCGCGCGCGGCGACGGCGUCGGGGUCGGAAGGGAGCGAUCGCGAGACGGCGGGAGGCGACGCGUGCGACGUCGACUUUAUGAAACGCGUGAACGAUGAAGCGAACGCGGUGACGACGCCGUUCGCGCUGCAGGCGGUGGUGGCGAGUUCGUGCGCGCUGGCGGCGGUGAUUUUGUACGUGGCGUUGGAUUUGGGGUCGACGGCGUUCGUGGGGAACGCGGGGCAAAAAAUCGUGGACGCGAUGGCGCGGAGCGGGUUCACGGCGGCGUUCGCGUUGAUUUUUGUCAGUGAGCUCGGUGAUAAGACCUUCUUCAUCGCCGCUCUGUUGGCGAUGCGCCUGGGGCGGUUGAAGGUGCUCUUGGGGGCGACGAGCGCGUUGGCGGCGAUGACGGUGAUUUCAGUCGCCAUCGGGAGGGCGUUCCAGAGCUUGCCGGCGUCGAUGAAAGCGACGCUGCCGGUGGGAGAGUACGCCGCGGUGGCGAUGUUGGUGUUCUUCGGGGUGAAGACGCUCAAGGAGGCGUUGGAGACGGAUCCCGCCGGGGACACCCCGGAGGCGCACGGUGAGCUCGCGUCCGCGACGGAGGUCGUGUGCAAGUCAAAGAGCGGACGGGGGAGCAUCAUUCCCGGUUUCGCCGCCAUGGUUGAGACUUUUACGCUCAUAUUUAUCGCCGAGUGGGGUGAUCGAAGCAUGCUGGCCACGAUCGCCCUCGGCGCGGCGCAGAACCCGGUGGGCGUCGCGUGCGGCGCCACCCUCGGGCACUUCAUCGCCACGCUCAUCGCCGUCGUCGGUGGAUCUCUGCUGUCGAAGCGCAUCAGCGAACGAACGGUCGGCAUCAUCGGGGGUUUGCUCUUCCUCGCGUUCGCCGUGUUCACGUGGUUCGGCGUAUUUUAG
Messenger RNA from Ostreococcus tauri, 921 nucleotides. RefSeq lists its product as uncharacterized. Bases 1 to 921 code for a protein of 306 amino acids. NCBI's taxonomy places the organism in Eukaryota, Viridiplantae, Chlorophyta, Mamiellophyceae, Mamiellales, Bathycoccaceae. The record is from RefSeq and is a predicted model, not a curated record. The transcript has a single exon. Gene Ontology annotation, biological process: Golgi calcium ion homeostasis; Golgi calcium ion transport; manganese ion transmembrane transport. Gene Ontology annotation, molecular function: manganese ion transmembrane transporter activity; calcium ion transmembrane transporter activity. Gene Ontology annotation, cellular component: Golgi apparatus; chloroplast.